Messenger RNA from Momordica charantia (bitter melon), 393 nucleotides. Its product is annotated as secreted RxLR effector protein 161-like. Lineage: Eukaryota; Viridiplantae; Streptophyta; Magnoliopsida; Cucurbitales; Cucurbitaceae. The record is from RefSeq and is a predicted model, not a curated record.
AUGAUUCUUAAGGAGAAGUUGCAAAAGGACGACGAAGAGGAACCUAUAGAUGAGAAUGUGUACAAAAGUCUAGUUGGAUGCCUCAUGUAUGUUGCAUCCACUAGACCUGAUAUCAUGUAUACUGGAAGUGUUUUAUCUAGAUUUCUUCAUUGUGCAAGCAAGAAUCAUAAGGUUUUUAGAAAAAGGGUUAUGAGAUAUCUGAAAGACACACUUUCUUUUGGGAUCAAAUUCAAUAAAGUUGAAAAUUUUGAGUUGCAAGGUUACUCAAAUAGUGAAUGUGCUAGGUCAUUGGAUGAUAUAAGAACACUUUUGGUUAUUGUUUCACUUUUGGCUCAGGGUGUUUCUUCAUGGUGUUUAAAAAAGCAAGAUAUAGUGGCUCAGUCAACUGCAUAA